UAACUGCGGCCAUGGUGAUUUGCAAUUUGCAAUCUUUAUGACAACUAAUCGUUGCUUCGUAAACACAGAAGUGCAAUUCUUCAGAAUCAUUCUCGUUAAACAGAUGUUUGCAUCGCGCAUCAACAUGUGAAUUCUAUAAAAAUCGCGCCUUUCAAAUCAGGCAAGGCGAUGGUCUUUCUGAAAAUCUAUUUCCUAACAAAGACUGUUACAGUGACUGCUAAUUUCAUAUAAUCUGCCAAAUUCGUUGCAUAUCAAUCACUGAUCAUCACUCUUUAUGAAGAACAUUUUUUUUUUUCAGAUUUAAAUUCUCCUUUUUGUAAUAAAUAAUUAAUAAUUAUUGAACCCAGUUAGUAAAUCUCACAGUAAUCCCAAGUAAAUUCUAUAGUUUCAUUAAAUGAUAUUUGAAGAAAUUAUAUUAUUUGAUUUGGUAAAAUUAGGCAUGCAUAUGGUGUAUGCUACAUUAUCACUUGUAGGCGGUUUUCUUCGGAUGAGCAUAUCAUUAUCCUGCAUCGCAUUAUAUCACCAUGAGUGAAGAGUUCAGGAAAAUAGUAACCAGAUUUCAUCCCAUCCAUGGUGAGAAUAUUCUCCUGUGCGAAGAUAGCACAGUGGCAAUACGUACUACGAGUUUUGCCAACUCAGUAGCCUUCAGUGAAAAACCAUUGCAACCAGGAGAAAUCUUUCUUGUGGAAAUUGAGAAGACAGAGAGAGGAUGGAGUGGACAUAUGCGAUUAGGGCUUACAUUAAUUGAUCCUGCUUCAGUCAACAACAAUCUACCCCAAUAUGCGAUGCCUAAUUUAGUCAGAUUAGGCAACACAUGGAUUCUUGCUAUAACAAGAAAUCAAACUAUUUGGGAUAAUUUUGAUGGUGGUCUAUCAUCUACAUAUACUUCUCUUACUGGUAUACCACCAGGAAUACCAGCCAGAGAAAAGAAAUUGGUCACAGAUGGGGUCAAUGUGCAGACAUCACGCGGUGUCAUUCCAUUCAAUGCUCUAAAGCCAAACAUAGAUGGUUCCUCCCAAUGUAUUUUACCCACAGACGUUGGUAGUCGAAUUGGUAUCAUGUAUGUGCCACAAGCUGGUUGUCCUGAUAAAGCAGAGAUGCAUUUUAUCAUUAAUGGUGAAGAUCAAGGUGUAUGUGGGAAGGAUAUUCCUUACAAAGCAGGACCUUUGCGAGCAGUGGUGGAUGUCUAUGGUACCACAAAACAAGUUCGAAUAGUUCAAUUAUAUGGGGUAUCGACACUACAAAGUGCAUGCCGUGAUGCUAUAUUGCAAUAUACCAAGAGGAACGCAGUUAAUCUGCUUCCGCUACCGAGACUAUUGAAGGAUUAUUUAUUGUAUCAGUCACAGUGAGAAUCAGCUCACAUUCCACUUAUACAUACAUUUUUAUACAUAUGAAACACUUUUCAUUAAUUUUUUUUUUGUUUCCAGUGAUAUCAGUACAUAUCUCCAAUGUUCGAUAUGUAUAUGUUUUAUAUAUAUUAUA
Molecule: messenger RNA, 1482 nt
Organism: Camponotus floridanus (Florida carpenter ant)
Lineage: Eukaryota; Metazoa; Arthropoda; Insecta; Hymenoptera; Formicidae
Product: neuralized-like protein 2
Exons: 3
Coding region: 525-1349 (274 amino acids)
Biological process (GO): intracellular signal transduction
Molecular function (GO): ubiquitin protein ligase activity
Source: RefSeq, a predicted model, not a curated record